CUUUGUCUUGUCUAUACGAUGUUUAAUUAUCCAUCUCUGUUUUACCGGUUUUAGUAAAAACUAUAUGUUUAUUAUAAAUAUGCAAUGCUUUAUCUCAACAGUAUGUCUAUAACGAGUGUUGCGUGAACUUGUGUGAUUUAAAUACAACAUAAAAAAACAACAUAAUUAGUGUUGUGUGAGUGAUUAAAAGAAUAAUCAGAAAUCACCAUGAAGAUGUACAUCGCUUUAGUGCUUGCUAUGGUAGUAGCUACCAGCGUUGCCCAGAGGUCUCCGUUCGCAAGCCGGCCAGUUGGAUACCCUAUAGUCACUACACUCCCCCCUGAAGAUGGAUUGGGAAACAGAUUCGGCGACGAUGAUACAACUACAAUGAAACUGCCAAUCGAAGCUCUAGGCGACGCGGAGCUAGUCAGAAGACUGAGCAAACUACCUACAGACCAGCAACCAUUUUGGCUGCUUAAUUGGCUAGCGCUAGAAGCCAACAGAAAAAACCCGCAAACCUUCCAGCAAAGACCUAACAGCUUUGUCGAUCAAAACUAAUAAUUUAGAAAACUUACUUUCUACAAUACCAAAGAUGUUUAUGUAACUUUCUACGCGUUUACUUAUAUAUGUUCUUCUUAUCUAAUUAUACAUUAUUUUGUAUAAAUCUGAUACAGUUACUAUAUUUGUUUGUAUUUAUAUUUUUGUACUUUUAUGUCAUAAAUUGGAAAUUAAUUGUUAUCUUACUAAUUGGAAGUUUUGAAGACUGCUUUUGUAACUAUAUUUGGAAUUUCUUCUCGUUGUUUAUAGAAUAAUAAAUUAUUUUAUUACAAAUGUAUUCUUUUUGGGAAGCA
This is a messenger RNA of Manduca sexta (tobacco hornworm), 830 nucleotides long. RefSeq lists its product as uncharacterized. Bases 208 to 537 code for a protein of 109 amino acids. The transcript has 3 exons. The record is from RefSeq and is a predicted model, not a curated record. NCBI's taxonomy places the organism in Eukaryota, Metazoa, Arthropoda, Insecta, Lepidoptera, Sphingidae.